This is a messenger RNA of Oncorhynchus tshawytscha (Chinook salmon), 1366 nucleotides long. RefSeq names its product methyltransferase-like protein 23. NCBI's taxonomy places the organism in Eukaryota, Metazoa, Chordata, Actinopteri, Salmoniformes, Salmonidae. The record is from RefSeq and is a predicted model, not a curated record. The transcript has 5 exons. The coding region runs from base 240 to 929 and encodes 229 amino acids. Gene Ontology annotation, cellular component: nucleus; cytoplasm.
AGGAAGCUCGUUGGUCACAUAUAAGAGCGAGCCAUAAAACCGAUUGGAUAAAAUGUCAAAUACGCCUUCCCACCAGUGAUUAGCACAUGUCAUUGGCUGUAUACGUUCUACGUUUUCCCGUCCUCCAGCAGAGUCGCAAGCUUGUCUGUUUUUAGAAGAGAAGGGUUUUAUGAUAGUAAACGUAACGUUUUACCACUGAAUUGAUUUACUAACUCUCACUUUCACAAUUGCGAUGGUAAAUGGAAAACAGAGCAACUGAGAUGUCCAACAUCGUGCAGAAAUCGUUCACAUUCGAAGAAUACGAAGACCCGAAGCAAUCACUGAAUGUUUCCAUCCCUGAGGUCCUUGACCCACAAUAUGGGAUGCAUGUAUGGCCCUGUGCAGUGGUAUUAGCACAAUAUGUGUGGACACACAGGGAAGAGCUGAUGCACAAAACAGUGCUAGAGCUUGGGGCUGGCGUGAGCUUACCUGGUGUGGUGGCAGCAAAGUGUGGGGCACAAGUGAUCUUGUCAGACAGUGCAGAACUUCCACUGUGUCUGGAGAACUGUAGGCGCACCUGUGAAGUGAAUGAACUGCCCAAUGUGCUUGUGGUGGGUAUUACCUGGGGAGAAGUCUCCCCAGACAUUCUGCUCCUCCCUCCAUUAGACAUCAUCUUGGGAUCAGACGUUUUCUAUGAGCCUCAAGAUUUUGAAAAUGUCCUGGUGACCAUCUCCUUCCUCUUGAGAAAAAACCCUGAGGCCCAAUUUUGGACAACUUACCAAGAGAGAAGCACCGACUGGUCCAUAGAGGCAUUGCUGCACAAAUGGAACUUGAAGUGUCUCAACAUUCCACUGGAGAAAUUCCAUGCCAACAAAGAUCAACUAGCUGGGUCAACACUUCCUGGAAGCCAUACCGUACAAAUGAUUAUAACUGAGGACAAGGAAAGCUGAAUGAAAGACUUGUCAAUUUAUCCUUCAGUUACUACCAGCAAGGCACAGUCAAAGUCAAAUAGUCAAGACGCAAUACAAGAUCAAUGGUUCAAAACUCAAUGAAUUAUAAAAUAGUUUAAGUUGUAGUGUUCUGUUAAAGUUUUAAAAUAAAAUGAUAACCCAAAUGUUUUUGAAGACAAUUUUUAUUAGCUUUCACAUUGGACACCUAUACAGACUCUUGCAAGGGGGAAAAGGAAUGCACAAAGGGCAAGACAGAAUGCAUUAAACAAAAUUAGCACACCAUAAUUAGUGCUCUGAAUAAGAGAACAUUUAAACUUGUUGAAAGACAGGCAUUCUACCGAUGGUGAAUUUGUAGCAAUCAUUUAAGUUGGCCACCAUCACAGCAUUGUAGCCACAGGGGCAUUCCGGAGAACACUGGAAACAGCCAAGCACUGCAA